Molecule: messenger RNA, 338 nt
Organism: Notechis scutatus (mainland tiger snake)
Lineage: Eukaryota; Metazoa; Chordata; Lepidosauria; Squamata; Elapidae
Source: RefSeq, a predicted model, not a curated record
CUGCACGAGCUGGUCCUGGAAUCGGCCCGUGAGAAGAGGGACAUGGAGCAGAGACACGCGGUCAUAAAACAGAAGGAUUUGACCCAAGACGAUGAUAUUCCUGAAAUCCAGGCUGAACCUGGCGCGGUGGUGACGGAAGGAUACCUGUACAAACGGGCCAGCAACGCCUUCAAGACCUGGAGCAGGCGCUGGUUCUCCAUCCAGAACAGCCAGUUGGUAUAUCAGAAGAAAGCCAAGGACGUGGUGACGGUGGUGGUGGAAGACCUCCGUCUGUGCACCGUCAAGCGAUGCCCGGAUCACGAGCGCCGCUUCUGUUUCGAGGUGGUCUCCCCCUCCAA